AUCGUUUUGGGCCGAGGCGCACUUGACCAUGGAAAGGAGUCGGCAAACCAACCACUUCGCCGUCGCGACUCGAGAGUAAAGGAGUGGGAGGUGAGCCGGCGAAGAGAGAGCGAAAUCUGUGUUCAUCGAUCGGUGGUCAAAUUCGGUAGUGAAGGUGAUCUGUAACAGAUUCACCAGCUGAUCGUUCGUAGAUGGAUUGAGUGGAUUCACCGACAAGCACUCUUCAUCUUUCCGCCCUCGACGCAGAUCUCUCUAUCCGUGCUUGUUUCCAUCGACCUGCGUGAUAAGUAUUCAGUGAAGUUUCAUGUGUUUCUUGAUUGUGCUUUAGGGUUUUGGGUUGAGGUUGACAGUGCCUUGUCUUUAACCGGUGAGUUUUAUGUCCUUUUCCCCCAAUAAAUCAGGUUUCUUCAAAUCUAUUCGGGUGACUAACUGUCUCAAUAAGUAGAAUUUCAUCCUGUUAUUGUGAACAAGUAUGAUUUCCAUCAUAUAUGUUCACACUAGUGGUUGAAGACUUUUUUACGUCUUCUAUUGUGACCUAACAAAAUAUGCACAAUAUUAGAUUACCCUUUUUCAGAUUUAUCAAAUGUUUUGUUCAUUAAAUGUUAGAAAGGAUUACUUCGUAUGCUUUCCCCCCUCUUGGAUUAUUAGUAUGGUCGACUCUUUCAAGGCUGGAGCUAUAGGUCAAUACUCCAAAAGUUACUGAUUGUAGUAGGAUGAUCACUUAACAGCUUAUCCGAGGGAAUGAACAAGCGUACUCAGGAUUGACAUUUUUGUACCAAAGAUCACAAUGUUAUAUACCAGUGAGAUUUCCAGUAAAUGGAGUUUUCUUGUUGUUAUUGUUUUGCUAUUUCUUCAUAGAGAAAAUGUUGUUUGUCAUUUCCUGGUAUUCUGUAAAUUGAAUUGUAGAAUUAAUCAAACUCUCUUUGUUUAUUUCGUUACUUGCCCUCAUGUAUUUUUCUUAUAACUAUUUUGUCUGGAUAUUGUAGGCACUUGUGUAAUUUGGCUGACUCAAUGGCUGUUUAUCAUUCUUCAUCAACUAACAAUGAUAGAGUUGGCGUGCUUGAGAUUUGUCUCAAAGACAUACUUAUCGAGAUUAAGCCAGUGGAGAGUCAUAGAGUUGAACGGAUUAAUGCAAUUCGUCAAUUGGAAGAAUGUCUUAGAGGUUUGCUAGUCUUUCGAGGUGUUGUGGUGUCAUUGAAGCCAUUUGGAUCCUUUGUCUCCAACCUUUACACCAAAUGGGGUGACCUAGAUGUAUCAGUUCAGAUUGAUAACACCCCACCAAACAGUAUAAGCAGAAAUACAAAAAGAUAUUACCUCAAGAAUAUACUGCAUGCUUUGCGAAGAACUGGUCUUGCUCGGAAUACCCAGUACAUUCCAAAUGCAAGAGUCCCUCUCCUUAAAUACAUUAGCAGGCACCAUAAUAUUUCUUUUGAUGUCUCCAUUAACAACCAUUUCGGUGUAAUGAAGUCCAGCAUUCUCAAAUGGCUCUCUGAAAUAGAUGAUCGUUUCCGUGACAUGGUUUUAGUGACGAAAGAGUGGGCCAAAGCACAAAAUAUCAACGAUGCAAAGUCUGGGACUUUAAAUUCCUACUCACUUUGUCUGUUGGUUAUCUUUCAUUUUCAGACGUGUGAUCCACCAAUUUUACCACCCCUGCGAGUGAUCUGUGAAGGAAGCAUUUCCAAUCAAGAAUGGAGCAGCUUUUCUGAGAGGCAUGUUGAGGAUGUGUGUUCUGCAAAUAUACAGAGGUUCAGAUCCAGGAGACGUGUUAACAAAAGCUCCCUUGCCCAACUUUUGGUGUCCUUUUUCGACAAGUUGUCAGGUAUUGGAAAUUCAGCUUCAGAGUAUAGCAUCUCCACGUUUGAAGGACGAUUGGAAAGCAUCACCGGUGGAUUGAGAUCGCCCCUCAUUAUAGAGGAUCCUUUCGAGCGAUCUGAAAAUGCUGCCAGAACUGUCCGCGUGCUAGAACUACAUAAAAUAUCGAAUGCCUUCCGCGAUGCACAUGACAAGCUCUCUUCUAGUUUGGUGCUUUCUGAUCGUGACUCCUUGAUUUUUCUUUUAACUCGUCCUAUCCUGGCUUCUAGGCUUAGAGACCAGCAACCGGUGACAAAUUACAAUACCAGGAGCCAGCAUUCCAAUUUUGCUACAAUUGGUGUCCUUGAGCGUCAGUUUGAGAACACGGUGAGGCUGGAUAGGAUGCAUUCUCAGGCCUCCACUUCAGUUGCUAGCAUCCGACCGACAUAUCGUAACUUCUAAGUGCGUAUUUUUCUGUUUUUGGCUUGACUGUGACUGGCUUGUUAGUGUUGCUGCAUUUGGUGUUAAAUUAUGUGAUAUCAAGAUUGUAGAAAUUGAGCCAGAUUUAGCUAACAUUGUAUUUCUUAAGAUGUUUGAACAUAGUUCUUAACACUCUUGGUUGGUUGGUCUGUCGGUGCCAACCAGCUUGGUCUGGGCCUGGGUUCAGUGUUUCAUGGAGGUUUCCGUACUAGGUUCACAAGUUCUGCGGUAAUUUCAUCGUCUUUUUCCAA
This is a messenger RNA of Zingiber officinale, 2522 nucleotides long. RefSeq names its product protein HESO1-like. The transcript has 8 exons. The record is from RefSeq and is a predicted model, not a curated record. Gene Ontology annotation, molecular function: RNA uridylyltransferase activity. NCBI's taxonomy places the organism in Eukaryota, Viridiplantae, Streptophyta, Magnoliopsida, Zingiberales, Zingiberaceae. The coding region runs from base 1012 to 2253 and encodes 413 amino acids.